CAGACAGGAAAGGGGUGGAGAAGAGUAGCCUGUAACUUGGGAGUGUAGAGACCUUCAUUUGGACCAUUUCGCAUUCAAAUUCCUGCAAACAUCUGAAGAAGGACUUUCAAAGGCUGACAAAGACAAGACAACCAAAGGAGUUAAGAGGAGACUCUGAGAGGUGAGAAGAAAUUUCACAAUGUCUUCAUUUGAGGCCCAGGGCCAGUCUCCUCCUCGGUGCGGCCCGCAGUUCCCCAGCCUUGGCCAGGAGCCGCCUGAGCUCAGCAUGUACAGUGACUGUUACUACCCUCCACCUUCACUGCCGAGUCCUCAGCGCACCACUCCGACCUCCUACGACCUGAGCGACUACACCACCUCCUCCCCAAACCCCUACCUCUGGUUCAACGGCUCCAGCAUCAACACACCGCCAUACCUGGCCACAGCCGGCCCUCCUGGUAACCCCGGCCCUCCUUUUGUCCCUCAGCACUACGGCAUGCAGAGACCUUACCUGGGUCCUGCCGGAGCUGGGGGUCCGGGAGGGGAGCUGAGCUGGUUCUCUCUCCCUUCACAGGAAGAUCUGAUGAAGCUUGUCAGGCCGCCUUACUCCUACUCGGCUCUGAUCGCCAUGGCUAUCCAUGGAGCACCGGACAGGAGACUGACAUUGAGUCAGAUUUACCAGUACGUGGCUGACAAUUUCCCUUUCUACAACAAGAGCAAAGCAGGCUGGCAGAAUUCCAUCAGACACAACCUGUCACUCAACGACUGCUUCAAAAAAGUACCGAGAGAUGAGGAUGAUCCAGGCAAGGGCAACUACUGGACACUUGACCCCAACUGUGAAAAGAUGUUCGACAACGGAAACUUCCGCCGCAAACGUAAGAGGAAGUCCGAUUCCCUCUCCGGCGGUGAUGGCGGCUCCGGAGCUCCAGAGUCAGCUGACAGUGAGAGGGGCAGCCCCAAACACUCAUCUGCCCUUACCAUCUCUCCCACGCCAGACAGGAUCCCCUCUCCUUCGUCGUCAGGCCCCGCACCUUGUCUCAGCAGCUUCUUAUCUGAGAUGUCUGGUGUGACAGCAGCUAAUGAGGUGGGAGGUGAUGGGUUAACCAGGCCACUGCACCUUCCUCUAGAUAGAGCCACGCAACCUGGAAGCUUUAGCAGCUACUCCCCCAACUCAGGUGGCCCAGAGUGGGUGCCACAAGUGCCAGCUCCCUCUGUGCUCUCCUCUUCACCCACCCACUCUUCUCUAGGCUACACUAGCCCCAUCCUCAGCCAGUACAGCAGCUCCAACGGGCAUUUCUACCCCACACUCGGCUCGACGGGAAUCAUCUAUCACCGUGAGGGCACGGAGGUUUAACAAGACAUUAAAUUUGACUCUCGACAGGAACUUUUACCUGUCUGGUCACUUUUGUUUGAGAGAGGCUCACUUGAGUGAAAGACACACAAACAGUUUGCGCUGACUGAGACAGUUGAGAUCACUAAAGCGUGUGACAGCAGAGUAAAAAGGCUUUAAUUCCCACAGUAACUGCUGAGUUAGCCAUUCAGGACUGCCAGUGUCACUCUCUCAAACCGCAGUCAGCCUCACUAUCAGAUCCUCAGUCAGCUUUUAUUCAAACUAACGCUAGUCUCUAUCAGAUCUGACUCAUUAUUAACAGAUCCUGGAUCUGAUCUGCUGACAUCAGGCCAUUCCACACUGCUAUCUGUGAUUCUUUGAUGGUAUCACCUAAAUACAACGCUCAGACAGCACAUUUAGAGGAGUAGUUAAAUUACACCAUUGUCUACAUUGUGUGUGUACAAAAGGUAAAAGGUAGACUUUCUGUCAUAUUUUUUGUCAAAUUAAAGCUCAACAAUCUGAUGAACUUACAGUCUUGGAGUCUGAUGAUAGUAAUUGUACUUUGUAAAUAUGUCAAUGUGUUGUGGAACGUUAUACAUUUAUGUUUUUGGUGUACUGUUAUUGUACAAAACUCAUUCCUUAUCAUGGUGUAUGCUAUAAAUGUCGUGUUUUUGAUAUGAAUAAAAGGUUUUAGACUUCUAAA
Messenger RNA from Plectropomus leopardus (leopard coralgrouper), 2009 nucleotides. RefSeq names its product forkhead box I3b (gene foxi3b). The record is from RefSeq and is a predicted model, not a curated record. Lineage: Eukaryota; Metazoa; Chordata; Actinopteri; Perciformes; Serranidae. Gene Ontology annotation, molecular function: RNA polymerase II cis-regulatory region sequence-specific DNA binding; DNA-binding transcription factor activity, RNA polymerase II-specific. Gene Ontology annotation, biological process: anatomical structure morphogenesis; regulation of transcription by RNA polymerase II; cell differentiation.